Molecule: messenger RNA, 11265 nt
Organism: Closterium sp. NIES-65
Lineage: Eukaryota; Viridiplantae; Streptophyta; Zygnematophyceae; Desmidiales; Closteriaceae
Source: the annotation of a GenBank genome assembly
AUGCCUGCCGGCAGAGAGGACACCAACGUGCGCAUGCGCAGGAAGCGCGGCGGGACAGCUGGCGGGCCCUCAUUGGGCAUCCGCGUGGGCGCGGGGGCCGCAGCGACCGUCAGCCUGCUCGGCGUUUCUGGGGGAGGCGGCAUCUACGGCAGCGCUGGCGGAGGAGGCUCGGGGCGCGGAAGGGGGGGAGGGGGGGGAACGGGAGGCGGAAUAGGGGGCCCAGCAGCGGGGGGAGUGGGGGUGAUGAAGCUUGUACAGGAGCACUAUCUUCGGGAGGACAUCAAGUGCGGGUCUGCGCUGUGCUACGCGUGCUACACGCACCUCCCCCGCCAUGACCCGCUGCUCUUUGGGGAUGUGCUCCCCUGCCAGCUGCUCCCCCGAGAGCUGCUCUGGCAGUUCCCUGAGGAAGGCCUGCUGCUUUACGCUGAGGCGGACCGGCCUUCUUUGUCCGCUAGUGCGAGACACUACGUGAUCCCCGAUGCAGCCUCGCUGGUUGAAUUCAUGGAGGUGUGGGAGCUACCACCGAUACGCCACACAAUCGUGCUGGGCUCCGUGCUCAAGGAGGUGCUUCACUACUCCAGCGCCUAUCACGCGGGACGCAUCCGUUGCUCCGUCUCAACAAGACUUCAAGAUAAGUUCGUCCUUGACCCCCUUGGUCUCACCUACACGAUGCUCCUUCCUCUCAUCACUUCACCCCAUCGCAGUGCUCUGUGUGAAGAUGGGCGGAGGGAGAGCUCCUACUUUGACGACCGGCACUUCCUCUUCACGCACACCAUGGCGGAGGAGAGGCGGGCGAGCUUGAGAGUCACACUUGGUGAUGCUGCUUCUGCUGAAGGUGGCUGGCAGCAGCACGUGGCAGCAUGCCAUUGGGCGAGGUGCUGCAGGCCGUGCAGCGUAACGAAGUGGUGGUACGUGCGGGUUUUUGGGUGGUACGUGCGGGUUCUUGGGUGGUACGUGCGGGUUCUUGGGUGGUACGUGCGGGUUCUUGGGUGGUACGUGCGGGUUCUUGGGUGGUACGUGCGGGUUCUUGGGUGGUACGUGCGGGUUCUUGGGUGGUACGUGCGGGUUCUUGGGUGGUACGUGCGGGUUCUUGGGUGGUACGUGCGGGUUCUUGGGUGGUACGUGCGGGUUCUUGGGUGGUACGUGCGGGUUCUUGGGUGGUACGUGCGGGUUCUUGGGUGGUACGUGCGGGUUCUUGGGUGGUACGUGCGGGUUCUUGGGUGGUACGUGCGGGUUCUUGGGUGGUACGUGCGGGUUCUUGGGUGGUACGUGCGGGUUCUUGGGUGGUACGUGCGGGUUCUUGGGUGGUACGUGCGGGUUCUUGGGUGGUACGUGCGGGUUCUUGGGUGGUACGUGCGGGUUCUUGGGUGGUACGUGCGGGUUCUUGGGUGGUACGUGCGGGUUCUUGGGUGGUACGUGCGGGUUCUUGGGUGGUACGUGCAUGCUGUGAUGACAAACGAGGCAUUCUUCCAGACCUACUACGGCCACUGCACCACUGUCACCACGCUCAUGGACUCUCUCGUGAGCACCCUGCUCAACCUUCUAUUGUACCUGCGUGAGCAUCAACCAACUGUUGACCAGGACCCCCUCCACCAGCAUGCCUUUGCUCCUGUCUUCCUUCCCCCCCACCAGGCCACCCAGCAUGCCUUGCGCCUCUCGUCAUCCUUCAAAUCCACGUCUGGCAGCGGCAGGCUCAGUGGCAGCAGGUUCGGAAGCGGCAGGCUCGGCAGUGGGAAGCAGCGCAAGGAGGUGUUCACACCGCACCUGUCAAGCUCAGCAGUGGCGGAGGGAGUGGCAGUUGGAGCUAUCCGAGUGGGAGUGCUGCACAUCACAACCACCGAGCCUUUCAAAGCCACCGUCAGACCCAAUCGCAAGCAGUUACAUUCGCCACACAGCGACAUCACCAUCCUCUCAUGGCGGCAGCUCAACCGCGCUCUGCCAGGCGACACCGUGGCUGUCAGGCUGCUGGGCAAGCGCAGGGUGGGGGACAGACAGGUGGGGGGUGGGCACAUGGGGGGAGGGCACAUGGGGGGCGGGAAAAUGGGGAAAGGGCACAUGGGGGCCGGGCAGAUGGGGGGAGGCGGCGUGGAGACGAGGGAUGGGAGAAGGGGUUGGGGAGAGAGUGAGAAAGAGGGGGAGGGGAUGAGGGGGGGAGAGGAGGGUGUGGUGGGCGUGAGGAGGUAUGAGGGUGGGCGGAGUGAGAGAACGGGAGAUGGAGGUGCGGUUGUUGAGGGUGGCAGUGCCGGUGGGGAGGAUGGGGAUGAGGGUGCCGGCGGUGGUUGGGUUGGUGGUGGUGGUGGUGGUGGUGGUGGUGGUGGUGGUGGUGGUGGUGGUGGUGGUGGUGGUGGUGGUGGUGGUGGUGGUGGUGGUGGUGGUGGUGGUGGUGGUGGUGGUGGUGGUGGUGGUGGUGGUGGUGGUGGCGCCAUUGCUGCUGCCACAUCUGACGCUCACCUCCCCCCGACCCCUUCAGCCUGGGAUGAGGCACCCCCUCCCCCAGCCUCUUCAGGGUGGGGGGAAGCCCCGCCCCCGCCUCCCCCUACUGGCUGGGGGGAAGCUUCGCCUACUCCACCUCCACCCACAGGCUGGGAAGAAGCCCCCCCUCCCCCACCCCCUACUGGCUGGGGGGAGUCCCCUGCCGCCCCUCCCCCUCCCCCUACUGGCUGGGGGGAGGCUUCCGCUGCUUCCCCUACCCCUGGGUGGGGGGGUGGAGGGUGGAACGGGGGAGGGGUGAGGGAUGGAGGAGGGGACGAUCGCAGGGGACAGGCGGGGUGGCAGGCGAAGGAGCAGGGGCAUGGAGGCUGGGGAGGGCUUGGCGAUGGGCAGGGGCAGGGGGGUGGGGAUGGAGAUGUGUACGGACAGGGGCAGGGGGGCGGGGAUGGGUAUGGAGAUGGGUAUGGGCAGGGGCAGGGGGGUGGAGAUGGGUAUGGGCCGGAUUACAGUGGGUGGCAGGCGGGUUGGGAUGGGAAUGCGCAGGGGCAGGGGGAUGGAGGGGAGGAGCAGAGUGGGAGCAAGGUGGGGCAGGAGAGGUGGCACCGGAAACGACCUGCAGCCUCGCACUGGAAUCAGCACAGUGGGCGUGGGGGUGGGCAUGGGGAGGACUGGGGAAACGGGGAGUAUGAGGAGGGUGGGGAGGAGGAGGGGUAUGAGAUGGUGGGGGAGGUGGUGAGUGUGCUGCACCGAGUGAGCCGUGACUUUGUGGUUUGCCUUAAAGACCACGUGGAUGAGGUGGAGGGGGGUGCUGUGGGGGCGAGAGGUGGGGCGUGGCUGUGGGGGGAGGAGGAAGAGGAGGAAGAAGAGGAGGAAGAGGAGGAGGAAGAGGAGGAGGAAGAGGAGAGUGAAGAGGAAGAGAGUGACGAAGAGGAGGGAGAGGAUGAACAGGAGGAAGAGGAAGGAGAGGAGGGAGGGGAAGAGGAGGCAGAGGAGCAGCACAGGCAUAGUGUGCUGUCAGCUGCACAUGAGCCGGCAGAAGGAGCAGCAGUGCAUGCUGUGAGAAGCUCCAGCACAACCGCAUGCAGCGAGCCGGACACCACGCCGUACAGCAGUGUGCGGGGUGGCAGCAGCAUGAGGAGCGAGAGCAUGGGCGUGGGGAGCAGGGAGAGCAGCAUGCGGAUGCACAGCAGCAUGGCGGCGAGCAGCACAAGAGCCAGCUCUCGCAGCAAGCUCUCCCGUGCCUCCUCCUCCAAAGCAAGGAUGGGCUUCCUCUGUGUGCCCAUGGAUGCUCGCCUGCCGCUGAUGUUCCUGCGCACCACUCAGGCGGACCGCCUUCGUGCCACCCGCUUUGUCGUGCGCCUGGCAGCGUGGGACCGCUACUCACGCCACCCAGACGUGUACCUGGUGAGGACGCUUGGGCCAAUGGGAGCCCUCCACGUGGAGCAGGCAGUGCUGCUGGACGACAUGGGGCUUGCCUUCCCGCCCUUCGGUGACGGCGCUCUGCAGGAGAUCCCUCAACCAGCGGCAGGGGCGGCAGCAGAGGGCGGGGAGGGGGAGUGGCAGGUGCCUGAGGAGGAGAUAGCCAGGCGCAGGGACUUGCGGGAUGGAGCGCACUUUAUGUGCAGCAUCGACCCCCCUGGUAGCAGGGAUGUGGAUGAUGUGCUCUCCACUGCUCACCUUCCCAACGGCCUCAUUCAGGUGGGAGUGCACAUAGCAGACGUCGCGUUCUUCGUGCGCCCGGGUAGUCUAUUGGAUGCAGAGGCGAGGGCGAGGGGCACAUCCGUGUACCUGGCCAACCAGCGCAGCAACAUGCUACCAGAGGCGCUCAGCGAGGGUCUCUGCUCAUUGCUGGGCGGCCGCACGCGGCUGGCAGUGAGUGUCAUCUGGACGCUCGACCCCUCCUUUCCCUUGCCCUCCACUCCCCUUCCCACGUCUCCCCUCCCCUUGUCAUCCACCAGCGAGGGUCUCUGCUCAUUGCUGGGCGGCCGCACGCGGCUGGCAGUGAGUGUCAUCUGGACGCUCGACCCCUCCUUUCCCUUGCCCUCCACUCCCCUUCCCACGUCUCCCCUCCCCUUGUCAUCCACCAGCGAGGGUCUCUGCUCAUUGCUGGGCGGCCGCACGCGGCUGGCAGUGAGUGUCAUCUGGACGCUCGACCCCUCCUUUCCCUUGCCCUCCACUCCCCUUCCCACGUCUCCCCUCCCCUUGUCAUCCACCAGCGAGGGUCUCUGCUCAUUGCUGGGCGGCCGCACGCGGCUGGCAGUGAGUGUCAUCUGGACGCUCGACCCCUCCUUUCCCUUGCCCUCCACUCCCCUUCCCACGUCUCCCCUCCCCUUGUCAUCCACCAGCGAGGGUCUCUGCUCAUUGCUGGGCGGCCGCACGCGGCUGGCAGUGAGUGUCAUCUGGACGCUCGACCCCUCCUUUCCCUUGCCCUCCACUCCCCUUCCCACGUCUCCCCUCCCCUUGUCAUCCACCAGCGAGGGUCUCUGCUCAUUGCUGGGCGGCCGCACGCGGCUGGCAGUGAGUGUCAUCUGGACGCUCGACCCCUCCUUUCCCUUGCCCUCCACUCCCCUUCCCACGUCUCCCCUCCCCUUGUCAUCCACCAGCGAGGGUCUCUGCUCAUUGCUGGGCGGCCGCACGCGGCUGGCAGUGAGUGUCAUCUGGACGCUCGACCCCUCCUUUCCCUUGCCCUCCACUCCCCUUCCCACGUCUCCCCUCCCCCUGUCAUCCACCAGCGAGGGUCUCUGCUCAUUGCUGGGCGGCCGCACGCGGCUGGCAGUGAGUGUCAUCUGGACGCUCGACCCCUCCUUUCCCUUGCCCUCCACUCCCCUUCCCACGUCUCCCCUCCCCUUGUCAUCCACCAGCGAGGGUCUCUGCUCAUUGCUGGGCGGCCGCACGCGGCUGGCAGUGAGUGUCAUCUGGACGCUCGACCCCUCCUUUCCCUUGCCCUCCACUCCCCUUCCCACGUCUCCCCUCCCCUUGUCAUCCACCAGCGAGGGUCUCUGCUCAUUGCUGGGCGGCCGCACGCGGCUGGCAGUGAGUGUCAUCUGGACGCUCGACCCCUCCUUUCCCUUGCCCUCCACUCCCCUUCCCACGUCUCCCCUCCCCCUGUCAUCCACCAGCGAGGGUCUCUGCUCAUUGCUGGGCGGCCGCACGCGGCUGGCAGUGAGCGUCAUCUGGACGCUCAACCCCUCCCACCACUUCGCACUCGUGGGGCCGCCUUGGUUCGGCCGAACCGUCAUCCGAUCCAACCACCAGCUCUCAUACGCACAAGCACAGGCCAUAGCAGACGGAGUGCACCCGUUGCCAGCGGAGCACCAACUGGCAGGCGGGCAGAGGGAGGUGGCGCGAGCCAAGACGUGCAUCGCCACUCUUACUGCUUUUGCUCGGCCUGAGUUGCAGGAGGAAGAAGUGAUGGAGCUCAGAGGAAGGAUGCUUACAGAGAAUGGGAGGAGGUGUGAGGCAGAGCGGGCUGCAGAAGCGGUGAAAAUAGAGCUUCGGGAAGCGGGUGCCGCAACUGCGGCCCUGGCUCGGGAGAAGCCCGCGUUGGAAGAGCAGCUUCGGGAGAUGCAGAGUCGGGAGGAGCUGGUUGAAGAGGAGAGGAGGGAGCUGGAAGAGGGUCUGAGCUGCUCUUCCAACGCAGCCUUCUCCCAAGCCAGGGCCCCAGCUGCGGCACCUGCUUUCCGAAGCUCUAUUUUCACUGCUUCCGCCACUCGCCCUGCCUCACACCUCCUCCCCUACUCUGAGCUGCGGCGGCAGAGGCAGAGGGCGGGGGCGCUGGAGCUGGCGAGAGCUGCGGCGGCAGAGGCAGAGGGCGGGGGCGCUGGAGCUGGCGAGUGCGGCGCUGAGCUCUGUUCCCUCCCUUCUUACAUGACCCCCUGCCCCCGCUACUCAUCGAAUCAAUCCCAGGAGCUGCGGCGGCAGAGGCAGAGGGCGGGGGCGCUGGAGCUGGCGAGUGCGGAGCUGCGGUUCGAAUUUGAUGAGAGCAGAGGGACGCCCACACGAGUGUUUUGCAAACAGGAGAUCCCGAUGAAUGCGGUGGUGGCGGAGCUCAUGGUGCUGGCCAAUGCUGCCGUCGCCUGCAAGCUCACCCGGGCCUUCCCAUCGACCGCCUUUCUGCGGCGCCACGCUCCUCCUCGCCCAAACGGCUUCCGCCAUCUCAUGCAUUGCUGCACGGUGCGAGGCAUUGCACUCGAAACGUCAACAAACAAGGUGCUAGCAGCGUCGCUGGCAGCAGUGAAGCACCUGGGAGACUCCGUCCUGGAUUACGGGCUCAAGGCUCUCAGCACGCGUGCACUCUCAGAGGCGGAGUACCUACCAGCAUCAUCGGCAGCAGCGGACGGCAUCGGGGCAUAUCACUACGGCCUCGCAGUGGACCUCUACUCCCACUUCACCUCGCCCAUUCGCCGCUAUGCUGAUCUGCUCGUGCACCGGCAGCUGCUGGCAGCACUGCAGCAAGAGAAGCGGGAUCGUGGGGAGGCGGGCGGGAAGCAGGGAGGGAGAGGUACUGUCCAGGGGGCGGAUGGGAAGGGGGCGACUGUUGAAGAGGGAAACGGGGAUGGAGGGAGGGGACAGGGCGGAGCAGGGGAAGGGGGGGCAGAAAAAGGAGGGCGGUCGGGUGGGGGAGGAGGUGGGAGGAGGAAGGCGUGGGGUGCUGCAGCCAGAGUGUGGGGAGGGAAGGGAGUGAGGGAGGAGGAGGGAGUGGGGGCGGGGGUGGGGGCGGGGGUGGGGGCGGGGGUGGGGGUAGGGGAGGGGGAUGCAGCGGAAGGGAGGGAGGGCAGAGCUGAGCAAAAUAAAGUGGGGGUUGAGGGCGAGGAGGGAGACGGAAGGAGGGAGGAGACGGUGGAGCGAGAGUCACGAGGCGUUGACUGGGACAAGCUAGCGGCGCAUCUGAACAAGCAGCACCGGCUGGCAAAGAUGGCGUCAAAGAGAAGCUCCGAGCUCUGCCUGCUGCUGCUGCUGCGGGAUCAGCCCUUGGUGGAGCGCGCUGUGGUGGUCUCCAUUCACAAUGGCUAUGUGACUCUCUUCGUGCCUCGCCUUGAUGUGCAAGGCCAGGUGCUCUUUCAGUCGCCCACCUGCCGUUACUGCAAGAAAACAGGUCACACCAUCGAUGAAUGCUUCAAAUUGAAGAAGAAGAAAGAGCUUGAAGAAUGCUCUAAACGGGAGAAAUCCGUCUUCCAACCCUCGGUGCAUGUCUCCACCAGCUCCUCUGCUGAAGCUACUCCGACCCCCACACCACCUCCUGCCCCAUCAACCCCUCAGUCCGUACCUGAUUCCCGGUACGUGGACAUUGCUGUCAGCACCAGCCACCACCCCAUCUUCUCCACAUGGACUCCUCUCGUCGCUGCUGUCUUCAUUCUCACCAUCCUCCUUCUCCUCCUCCUCUUCCCUUAUGGGGCUCCCUACGCAUCGGCAUUCACGGCCUCCUCAUUCAAUAUGGAGCGGACUUCGUCGUGGCUGGUGGACAGCGGCGCAUCCUCCCAUAUCUGCUCGGAUCGUUCGCUGUUUUCGUCUCUCAAGAAGCCCAACGAAGAGAUCCUUGUUCGUUUUGGUGGAGGAGAGACUUACAAGGUCUUGGGAGUCGGCACGGUGGUGGCUACUCUUCGGUCACCAACAUCGGAAACCACCAUUCAGCUUGACAACGUUCUAUUUCUCCCUUCAUCAGUUCACAACCUGCUCUCUGUUCGUGCGCUUGGUGCUGCCGGCGUUGCCGUCUCGUUCCCCGCUGCUGGGCGCGUUGCUCUCACAUCUGAUGACGUUCCUAUUGGCGAGGGCUACACCCGCAACAAUCUGUUUUAUCUUCAACUGCAUCAUGGGAGCAGUGCUGCUCCUUCUAUCAAGCCAACUGCAUGUCCAGCCUCCACCACCACCUCCUCGUACCUCUGGCAUCGUCGUUUCGGGCAUCUCAACAUGCAGGCCUUGUCAACACUUCAUCGGCAGCAGCUGGUCACCGGUCUUCACCUCUCCUCCACCUCGAUUCCCCCCUGCAUCUCGUGCUAUCGUGGGAAACAAACACGUCAGCCAUUUGGCGUGUCCCAUUCUCGCACCACAGCCCCACUCCAACUCAUUCACUCAGAUAUUGCUGGACCGCUUUCAUAUGGAACUACCAUUGGCGGCGCUCGCUACCUUCUCACCUUCAUCGACGACUAUUCCCGCCACAUUACAGUGUAUCUCCUACGCCACCGGUCGGAGGCACUUUCAUGCUUCAAGGCUUACGUCACUCGGCUCAACGACCGAAGCACGGCCGGCAUCAUGGUUGGAUAUGGUCAGCUCGACGGCACCAAAGCUUACCGCAUCUAUAUCCCAUCUCAGCACCGUGUCAUCCUUUCUCGUGAUGUCAUCUUCAUGGAGCCCUCUGCACCGCCUUCCGACGACUCUCGCGACCCUCCAUCGUCAUCUCCACCCACAUCCUCCUCACUACCUCCUCCUACACACCCUUCUUCCUUGGACCCAAUCUCCCCUCCCUCUCCUUCCCCCACCAUACCUUCCUCCACCAACCCCCACCCACAAUCCCCAAACCUGCCCGCACCAGCCGCAUCUUCUCCUCCUCCAUUGUUUUCCAACCUUCCUCUGCCCUCGACGCCGCAAGACUUUCACCUUCCAUCCUUCUCUCCUCCCUCUUCGCCUCCCCCUCCCCAUUGCACGACUCGCUCCUCCCCGCCAUCCCCUUCAGCUCUUCCCGAUCCUUCCCUUUUCUCCUCCCUCAAGGUCUUACCAUCCCCUUCCGAACCCAUUGACUUCACUCUUCCUCCUCUUUCCAACACCUCUGCCAAUGCUGCCCUUCACCAUCAUUACGAACCUCAAACCAUUCAUGAGGCUCGUACCGGCCCUGAUGCUGCCGAAUGGAUCAAGGCUGCUGAUGCGGAACUCGCUGCCCUGCACGCUAAUGACACCUACAGCAUUGUUCCUCGACCACCCAAGUGCAAGCCGAUUCCAUGCAAAUGGAUUUUCAAGGUCAAGGAGAACGCUGAUGUGCUGCCUCGCAAGCACACUGACUGGGAGGCAGAGCAGGCGGAGCAGCAGCAGUUUCGCCACCGCCUGCGAGUGAGAGUGGAGACCAGCGAUGGCCGGCGCGUGGCGCGGGAGAAUCUGGGGGUUACUGCUGCUGCUGGUGGUGGUGGUGAUGGGGAUGGGGAUGGGGAUGAGGAGGUGGAGAAGGAGGGGGAGGAGGGGGAGGAGGGGGAGGAGGAGGGUCGUGAGGGGCAGAGCGGCAUGGAUGUGGACGCUCCUGCGUGUGUGAAGAUUGUGGAUUUCCAGCAGGGUUUUUCUGUUGUUGAGUACUGGCUCUUCCAGACCCUCUGGGUCCAGCUGUCAGCCUCAGGCUCCAUCGCUCGUUUCCCCACCCUCAAGAUGGAGAUACUAGCAGAUGCACACCCCUCAGCCGUCACAGCGAAUCUCAAGAGCCAGUCAGAGGCUGCCAGCUCAGCUCCGCGAGGGUUGAUGGGCGACGAGGAGGGGGGGAGUGGAGAGGGAGCAGAGGAUCCCACCGUUUCUCACUCUCACUUCGGGCCCUGGAGGGACGAGGAGGAGGAGGAGAGUGAGGAGGGGGGAGAGGGAGGGGAGGGAGGGAAUGGGGAGAACAGGCAGAGGAGGGAGAAGGUGGAAAAGGGGCUCCUGGGAGCUGGAGAUCAAGGGAACUUGACGCAAGGGUCAGUGUUUUCAGGAAAGAGGCUUGCAGAGGAGGGGUUUCCUGUAGAUGUGGAUUUUGAGGCCGAUGCUGCUGCCGCUGCCACUGCCGCUGCUGUGGCUGCCGCUGUGGUGGCCGGGGAGGGGGAGGAGGAGGAGGAGGCUGAGGUGGAAGAAAGAGGGGCAGGAGGGAUAUGCAGGGGAGACGAGUGGGCGGGACAGAAGGGAGGAACGAAGGGGGGACUAAGAGGGAAGGGUGGGAGGAAGGGUAUGGCAAGUACAGUUGAGGAGGGAGAGGAGGUUGUUGGGAGUGCGGAUGGGGGUAGAGGAGUGAGUGGGCGGCGGGUGAUUGGGAGGCUUGCUGUUGUGGAAGCUAGCAGUGCCAGCAUCACUGCUGAUGAGGGUGGUAGCAGCAAGAACACAGCUAGCAGUGGUGGCAGCACCGACAGGAUCGCAGCCAGCAGCGGUGCUGCUGGUGCUGGUGCUGCUGGUGCUGCUGGUGCUGCGGGUCAGAUGGAUGCGUUUCGUGGGCGGUGCGGCGUGCACGAUCUCAUGGAGGCCAUGCGUGCGCUGCACAUGGCAGGAGCUCCUCUCCGCCAUAUCAUCACACCUGAAGCUGACCAGUUUCCACAACUCUCUCACUCAGUCGCCUGGUGCUCACUCAAUCACUUUCUCGCCAAGCCAUUUCCUCUUGCUUAUACGAUGGGUUCGCUCGGCACUGCCGCUGAAUUCGUCCUUCCCACGGAGCAAGUGCAACUGAUCAAAGACAGCUUCAAGGCGAAGCUCCAGCCUGAUGUGCCGUAUCACGCAAUGUCGCUCUUCAUCAAUUUGUUCGAGAUAGUGCCGGAAGCGAAGGCCCUCAUAUCCAUGACCAAGGACUACACGGGCCCCAUGAGAGACAACAAGGCGCUUCAGGAACACGCCACCACUGUUCUGAAGAAGGUGGUCAACAUUGCUACGAAUCUGGACAAUGAGAAGCAGGUGGAGAUGUACAGGAAGAGCCUCGCAACGCUAGGCCAGAGACACAUUGGAUAUGGGGUCAAGCUCAAGCAUGCUGCGAAACUGAGGGAUGCCUUCGUGAUUACCAUGGCUGACGCCAUGGGUGAUACGUGGAGUGGUGACGUGAAAGCAGCAUGGAUCGCUGCCUAUGAUGUGAUUGAGGAGAUGUUUGUUGUAGGAUUAGUUGGGGCGGCUGCUCUGAAGCAGAGUUAG